Molecule: messenger RNA, 228 nt
Organism: Strongylus vulgaris
Lineage: Eukaryota; Metazoa; Nematoda; Chromadorea; Rhabditida; Strongylidae
Source: the annotation of a GenBank genome assembly
AUGACACCUUUGAAAAAUGUUCUUCAGGUGCCAUCUUUAAAGAGACUGGACACUUCCGAUAGAAACAGAUUUAUAACUGCGGGUCUGGGGAUAGUUGACGAAUGGAUGAGUGGCCGAGACUUCAAAGAAGAGGUGAGUUGCACAGAGUUUGAGAGUAGUGAAGAUGCCAACAUAACACUACGAUGUGAAGUUUGUGGUAUUAUCAUCUCGGGAAAAAGAAAUUGGUAG